AUGUUGUCAGAGAAGGAUCGGGCCAUCUUGUACGAGUCAGUGGAGCUUCUCGUACACGAUUUUGAUCCAGAGGAUUCUAUUAUUUUUCUCGAAGUUCAUGAUAUACUAACACGAUCCCAAUGUGAAAAAAUUGAAAAACAACCUUCCAGACUAGAAAAACUUCGUGAGCUGUUAAGAGCUUAUUCCCGAAGAGCUGAAAGUCUGUUACCUUUGAUUCAAUACUUCGAUUACAACCUCCAGUUUCACUUGUGUGAUUUUCUUAACGAGAAAUUGAAAGCGGCGAAAGAGGUAGAAAACAAUAGGCAUUUUCCGGAUGUUCCAAAUCCAAAAGCCGUCGUUCCUCUCAAAAAAGAGAAGAGAUUAAGCCUAUUACUAGACGGCCAGGUACCAGCUAUUCGUAACGCAUGCGUUAGAGAAGGAAUUACUAAACAGAUUGCUGAUGCGCUCCGAUCGAACUCAAAGCUAGAUAGUUCAUUCACAGUACUUCAUGGAAUGGCCGGCAUAGGAAAAACAUACGCAGCUGCACAAACUUUGAUGGAUGAUCCUUAUUUGAUAGGAGUGAAUUUUCAUCAUGUAUACUAUCUAGACGACUCUCGCGUAACCCCUAAUCAAAUUAAACAUUUGAUGACUGAUCUUCUGCUAAUGCUCAGUGAUCAAGUCGUUUUCAAUCUGCCGCAUGUUAAGGAUUUGUCUACUGUAGCUCUCAUGAAAUUGUUAAGAGAAGCUCUGAUAGAUAAACCCUACACAUUAGUUUUCGUCGAUGAUGUUAGGUCUGCUGAGACGGUUCGCUGGCUGGAUCAGUUAGGCCUGAACGUGUUGGCAACUGCUAGGAAUAUAGAAAUUUUCGAUUCCGUCAGCUCCCACAUUUCGAUCAUUCCUCUCCAAGGCUUCAAAAACAAUGAAGUAGCGACGUAUCUCGACAAAUUCCUCACACUUUAUAGAUUGGAGAUGGUUCAGUUAUUGAGCCAAUCAAAACUUAAUGUAGAACAACUUCAGAAUAGUGAUGCGUUUGUUCGGUUAGCGGCUGAUUUCAGCUCGGGAAACCCAGCUGUUCUCUCCAAACUAGUAAAACUCUCGAAUGGAAGUUGCGAGAGAUUCAAAGACUAUUGUGCGAUGAUGCUGAAAAACAGCUUGAAGUGUUUGAAUUGUAUCACAACCUAUAGAUUCAAUGACAUAGAGGAUGCGAUUCAUGCUUCUAUAGUGCUAUUAGAAGAUUACGAGAAAGAUAUCAUUAUGCGUACUGCUUCUUUGAAAUUUGAUGUUCCUAUCCCACUUACGGAAUGGUGCGAUGUUGUUCCUGUGGAGCUCUGUAGACGAACAAGUGAAAUCAGAGAAGUGUACGACAGAUUAUCUCGUAUCCAUAAGAAAACAUUUUUACUGGAUGAGUCUGAUGAUCACUCAUAUUUUACGGUGAAACGACUGACUUUUCUCUAUGCGACCUCGAUGCUCAACAACAAUGAUCAGCAAUAA
Auanema sp. JU1783 is the source of this 1470-nucleotide messenger RNA. Lineage: Eukaryota; Metazoa; Nematoda; Chromadorea; Rhabditida; Rhabditidae. The record is from the annotation of a GenBank genome assembly.